AUGCGUGCAUCCUCCCCCAAGCAGCAGCAGGAACAGCAGGAGCAGGAGCAGCAGCAGCAGGAGAAUGAACAGCAGCAGCAGCGGGCAGCAGCUGGCCAUGUCAGCAACGUCGUGUCGACACCUGAUGGUGAUGCACGGCUGGGGUCGUUUCUAAGCACCAAGGCGGACGCCCUCGAGGCAGUGCAGGAGGCGGUGGCAGCGAUCCGCGCGGGGCAGGGCGACGGCUUUGAGCCGGAGCUGGCGCUGGUUUUUGCAGCGGCGGCGUACGGCAGCGGGCUGGAGGAGGUGGUGCCAGCGCUGCGCCAGCUGGUGCCCUCGCUGCGGCACAUCUUCGGCUGCACCUCCUUUGGGGCCAUUGGCAGCACCUCCGACUCGACAGCAGACGCUGAGGGCGUCGCGGGCAUCAGCAUCACCCUGGCCAGCCUGCCGGGGACGGAGAUCAGCGUUACCCACACACUGCGCAGCGGCAUCCCGGACGAAGACGCGUCCCCCGAGGCGUGGUCAGGCCUGGUGGGCCUGAACCCUGGUGAUCCGCAGCAGCCCACGAGCUUUCUCGUGUUGGCGGACCCCAAGUUCCAGCAGACGCGACCCCUCCUGGCUGGACUUGAUUUCGCUUUCCCAGGGGCAACCAAGGUGGGCGGAGUUAUCAGCAGCGGGCAGCGCUACAAGCGCCGCGCCAUGUACGCAUGGUCGGCUGACAUGCCCGUCCAGGCAGGCAGCCAGCAGCGGAAGGAGCUGCUCCAGCAGCAGCGUGCGCGUCAGCAGCUGCCUGACGCACGCGGGCGGAGCGGCCAGCAGCAGCAACGGGAGGUUGAGGCGAGCCAGCCACAGCCACCUCUGCAGGAGCAGCAGCAGCUGCCGGAGGGGGCACAAACUCUGCAGCAGACUCCCCGCCAGGGCAAGGGGUUCCUUGGCUCGUUGCUGAGCAAGCUGACUGGCGGAUCAGGGGAGGAGCCUGUCCCUGCCAGCACCAGCAGCACCUCAAGCGGCAGCACCAGCAGCGGCGGCACCCAGGCAGAGCGGCGGCCCAGGCUGCUUCCCCAGCCAAAGGAGGACGACGAGUGGGGCCACGACAGCGGGCUGCACAUGUACGGGGCGGCGGUACUGGCCCUGCGCGGCAACAUCUACUUUGACCCCAUCACCUCCCAGGGGUACCGCGCAGUGAGCGACCGCGUGUGGCUGGUGGGCCGCACCAACCGCGACGGCAGCGUCAUCUACACGCUCAUCGACCCCUCUGCCCCCGAGAGCGAUGAGGACGGCGGCGAGGUGCCCCCCCUGCUGGCGCUGUGUGAGCUGCUGGAGGCUGGAGGCAUGGGCGGCACAGACGGCGAGCUCAGCGAGACCGAGAU
Messenger RNA from Monoraphidium neglectum, 1349 nucleotides. RefSeq lists its product as hypothetical. The record is from RefSeq and is a predicted model, not a curated record. The annotation marks the transcript as partial. Gene Ontology annotation, biological process: protein polyubiquitination; positive regulation of proteasomal ubiquitin-dependent protein catabolic process. The transcript is spliced from 5 exons. Lineage: Eukaryota; Viridiplantae; Chlorophyta; Chlorophyceae; Sphaeropleales; Selenastraceae.